Sparassis crispa is the source of this 1293-nucleotide messenger RNA. Its product is annotated as DUF803-domain-containing protein. Gene Ontology annotation, biological process: magnesium ion transport. Lineage: Eukaryota; Fungi; Basidiomycota; Agaricomycetes; Polyporales; Sparassidaceae. Gene Ontology annotation, cellular component: membrane. Bases 1 to 1293 code for a protein of 430 amino acids. Gene Ontology annotation, molecular function: magnesium ion transmembrane transporter activity. The transcript has 7 exons. The record is from RefSeq and is a predicted model, not a curated record.
AUGGUGGAGGACAAGUACAUCGGGCUUGCACUUGCCGUCUCUAGUUCGUUAGCCAUUGGAACGAGUUUCAUCAUCACCAAAAAGGGCCUCAACGAUGCUGCAGAGCGUUCAGCGUACGCAACCGCAUCUGACGACUAUUCAUACUUCAAAAGUCCGAUAUGGUGGGCUGGUAUGUCAACAUUGGUGCUGGGAGAACUUGCCAAUUUCGCCGCUUACACAUUUGCACCACCAAUAUUGGUGACCCCUCUCGGAGCACUUAGUGUCAUCAUUGGAGCUAUCCUUGCGUCAUUGCUGCUCAAUGAAGAACUCGGCCAUCUGGGCCGUGUGGGAUGUGCCUUAUGCCUGCUUGGUUCUCUAAUUAUCGUUUUGCAUGCGCCCGCAGACAAGGACAUCCAGACUGUGGACGAAAUCUUACACUAUGCCAUUCAACCCGGUUUCCUGUUGUAUUGCUUCACCGUAUUGGUAUUUACCCUCGUAAUGAUCUACGCCGUUGUGCCUCGAUAUGGGCGGACAAAUCCUGUCGUCUACAUCUCAAUCUGUUCGCUCGUAGGCUCUGUGUCUAUCAUGGGCGUGAAGGGGUUUGGAGUUGCUGUGAAGCUUACGUUCGCUGGGCACAACCAAUUCACCCAUCCGAGCACGUACGUCUUCGCGAUCGUCGUCGUCACCUGCAUCCUAGUCCAGAUGAACUACUUCAACAAAGCACUUGACACGUUCUCCACAAAUGUCGUUAAUCCAAUGUACUAUGUCGGCUUCUCCACCGCCACCAUCGUAGCAUCUGUCAUCCUUUUCCAGGGCUUGAACACCGAAGAUCCCGCUAACUCGAUAUCCUUACUCGCCGGGUUCAUCACAACUUUCCUCGGCGUGCACCUCCUCGAGAUUUCACGCAAACCCGAGGGACUACCCACCGCGAACGGACAUAGCGCUCUCGAAGGCGGUCUGAUGAACCCUCGACUGAGCAUCAGCGGGCGGGCGUCCAUCGAUGGCUGGAACGGUACAGCGGGCACGCCCGUCGGUUCCGGCGGUGGAUUCGGGAUGGAUGGUAACGCGCGCCGGGGCUCCCAUCAGCGCGGACCGAGCUUGCCGCUGUUCAACACGCUAGACGACGAAGGCCCGGACAGCGUGGGCCUGUCUCGCCUGCCGGAGGUAGAUGAGGACGACGACGAGCUGGAUGCGGUGGACGAACGGACUCACUUGCGCUCGGAGGAGCGGAGGCAGCUGCAGAGACACGGCUCGAGGAGUGCGAGCCAGUCUCCGGUCCAGCUGCCGAGCGACCCACGCAGAGUGGUCCGCUAG